UCAAAACGAAUGUUUCAGAUUCGACGAACAGUGCGACGGGCCCGAUUUUCGUAGCGCCAGUUGGGAAUCAGACCGCCGCGAUUGGUCGCGAGGUCGUCUUCUCUUGCAGCGUUCGCAACAUAAGCAUUCGCAAAUACAAGGUCGGCUGGCUACGCACCUCGGACCAGACGAUUCUCUCGAUCCACACCAGGAUCGUGACGCAUAAUGCGCGUAUCACGGUCACCUACGAAAGCGGGGCGAGCUCCGGGUCCGCCGGGACGUCCGGCGGCACUUCGGGAGUAACCGGAAGCAGCCAGGCCACGGAGGAGAUCGUCGACGGCACGUGGCGUCUGCACAUUCGCCAGCUGAAGGAGACCGACAGGGAUUGUUACAUGUGCCAGAUCAACACUAGCCCGAUGAUAUCCGAGCUCGGUUGUCUCGACAUACACGUGCCACCCGACAUCGUUUAUGGGGGUGACACCAGCGCCGAUUUGGCAGUGGCGGAGGGUGACAACGCGACCUUGAGCUGUCGCGCGACAGGACAUCCACCUCCGAGGGUGUCCUGGCGUAGAGAGGAUGGAGAACAAAUCAUGAUAAGGGCUUCCACGACAGGUGGUAGCACUUUCGAGAGGCACGACCACUACAACGGUUCGCUGCUGCAUUUCUACCGUGUCGAGAGGCGGCAAAUGGGGGCGUAUCUCUGCAUCGCCAGCAACGACGUGCCGCCAGCGGUUAGCAAACGGGUGACGCUCGCUGUGAAUUUCGCACCCGUCGUAAAAGCACCCAACCAGCUAUUGGGCGCUCCUCUGGGCACAGACGUGCAGCUCGAGUGCUACGUCGAAGCGUUUCCGAACACGAUCAAUUAUUGGGUGAAGAAUCAACGGGGCACGGAUGACGAAAUGUUAUUGGAAGGACCGAAGUACAGCGUGCGGGAGGAACGUACGGGAUACACGGUCCUGAUGUGGCUCUUAAUCAAAAAAUUCACGGACAGAGACGUCGGUAGUUACAAAUGCGUUUCAACGAAUAGCCUAGGAAAGGCGGACGGAACUUUGAGAUUGUACGAGAUCAAAAUUGGGUUCGACAGAGUGGGAUCUCGUGGGAAGGAUCACGUAUCUAUUAUCGGUGGUUUGGCCGAAGCCGCUCAAAGUUCCGGCGCCAGCAGCGGCGUCGGCCGUUUCUCCACGAGCAACAACUUGUCGCAGAUCCUAUCGAUGUUUCUCUUCAUACCGAUACUGUGGAUACGGUGAAGAAGGGAUCCAUUACUGGUCACCGCUAAGCUACUUAGUGCCGGAUGACUUUGUGCCAAAAAAAAAAAAAGACAAGAAUGUAGAGAGAAUGCGCGAGAGAGUGCGAGAGAUAGUAGGGCAGAGAACGUAUGGAAGCAAGAACGCUCAAAAGAGAGAAAGAGACAGAGAGAGAAUGAGAUAGAAUGAGAGAGCGAAUGGAAAUGAGAUAAUAAAUCGGAGUCUUCGGUAACUCCAAAUUCUUCCUACUUUUCCUUUUCCUACUCCCGAGUGUCGAGGACAUUUUUAGAUCAAUGAGUGUUGUCAAUGUAUGCGUCGCUUUAGAUUCGCGCUUCGCGGAUCGGCCGAGCGAAGCUCGAGAUUCGCGCUGUUCGUCGGGAAAUGAGAUCGGUACUGACCCGAAGGUUGUCUGCGCCAAUUGUGUAAUUCGUUUUAAUACACUUUAUACUCGAGGUAUAUAUGCGACGAGGGGACGUAAUGCGGCGAUCGACGCAGACAGCGUGAAUCGUGUCGACACGCGAAUCGACGAAUUCGAGAGGAACGGGGGGAAGGGAGUUCGCCAUAUUGCGGGGAUGCUUUAUGAAUCGACGAGAUAAUAAUCAACGGUCGUUUUGUCAUUGAUUUAUCGCGCUGCUGACUGACUUUGAACGUCGGUAAAACUUUGAUGUUUCGAAAUAAAAAUAAGAAUCGAACGUUGUACCUUC
This is a messenger RNA of Temnothorax curvispinosus, 1927 nucleotides long. RefSeq names its product lachesin-like. The annotation marks the transcript as partial. Lineage: Eukaryota; Metazoa; Arthropoda; Insecta; Hymenoptera; Formicidae. The record is from RefSeq and is a predicted model, not a curated record. The transcript has 8 exons. Gene Ontology annotation, cellular component: neuron projection.